ACCUUUUCAUCUCAUCUCAAUUAACAAACCAACGCAUCUUCAUCUCUCUUUUUUUGUCCGCAAUCUCAAUGGCUCGUACAAAACAAACCGCUCGCAAAUCCACCGGAGGCAAAGCCCCAAGGAAACAACUCGCAACCAAAGCCGCCCGGAAAUCUGCUCCGGCCACCGGAGGAGUGAAGAAGCCUCACAGAUUCCGUCCAGGAACCGUUGCUUUAAGAGAGAUCAGGAAGUAUCAGAAGAGCACAGAGCUUCUCAUCAGGAAGCUUCCAUUCCAAAGACUGGUUCGUGAAAUUGCUCAGGAUUUCAAAACGGAUCUCCGAUUCCAAAGCAGUGCCGUUUCUGCUCUUCAAGAAGCCGCAGAAGCCUAUCUUGUUGGUUUGUUUGAAGACACUAACCUUUGUGCCAUUCACGCAAAGAGAGUUACUAUCAUGCCAAAGGAUAUUCAACUCGCUCGUAGAAUCAGAGGCGAGAGGGCUUAGGUUUUAAUUUCCAAGUUUCUCUGUUACGUAUGUUAGGGUUUGGUCAUCUGUUAUGAAUCUUAAUGUAAUGUUGUUAGAUCUACUAUGUGUUUGUUCAAGAUUUGAAUCUAAGCUUCUUUAAGAUAUAUUUUGCAUUCUUGGAUUCGUUGAUUAAAUCUGUGUCAUUUUGUUAUGAGUUUGGAGACAUACAAUAUUACCAUAGGGAAACUCUAAACGCACUACUAUUUAC
Molecule: messenger RNA, 708 nt
Organism: Vicia villosa (hairy vetch)
Lineage: Eukaryota; Viridiplantae; Streptophyta; Magnoliopsida; Fabales; Fabaceae
Product: histone H3.2
Exons: 1
Coding region: 69-479 (136 amino acids)
Cellular component (GO): nucleosome
Molecular function (GO): DNA binding; protein heterodimerization activity; structural constituent of chromatin
Source: RefSeq, a predicted model, not a curated record